Alligator sinensis (Chinese alligator) is the source of this 4116-nucleotide messenger RNA. It is a transcript of the gene PIAS1, whose product is annotated as protein inhibitor of activated STAT 1. Bases 419 to 2347 code for a protein of 642 amino acids. The record is from RefSeq and is a predicted model, not a curated record. The transcript is spliced from 14 exons. Gene Ontology annotation, molecular function: transcription coregulator activity; SUMO ligase activity; zinc ion binding. Gene Ontology annotation, biological process: regulation of transcription by RNA polymerase II; protein sumoylation. Lineage: Eukaryota; Metazoa; Chordata; Crocodylia; Alligatoridae.
GUGUUCUUGUUCAGCAUAAGACCUCUCAGUCCAUAUUUCCUUGAAAAAUGUAUUCUUUGCAAGUGGUGGUCGGUAUCUAUAGCCAAUAUUAAAAAACACAAAAAAUCCCAGAGCUUCAACCUUUAGUCGAUUCACUUGGUUGCCUCUCUUUUAUUUGUGUAUUGUGGUGUGCUCACCAUUUUAGUAUAAUUAGCUCUCCACAUAUAUGUGACCUCUUUCUGUUCCACCCCCGCCCAGAGCUCUGCGUGCAGAGGUUACAUUUUUGAAAAUCUGGAGCUUCAGAUGACUUGCAAAAGACAUAAAAAAUUGAGUUCGACACUUCCUGCAUUAUGACUUGUAAAAGGCAAGAGUGUCUGCGUGCGCGUGCGUGCGUGUGUGAGAGAGAGAGGAAGAGGGAUGCUGCUGGGAAAAGAAGCAAAUGGUUAUGAGCCUUAGAGUUUCGGAGCUGCAAGUACUUCUGGGAUACGCGGGGAGGAACAAGCACGGACGCAAACACGAACUGCUCACAAAAGCUCUGCAUUUGUUAAAGGCUGGCUGCAGCCCUGCUGUGCAAAUGAAAAUCAAAGAACUCUACAGGCGGAGGUUCCCUCAGAAAAUCAUGACACCUGCAGACUUGUCUCUCCCCAGCGUACACUCAAGCUCCAUGCCAGCGACUUUGUCACCCUCUACCAUUCCACAGCUCACUUACGAUGGCCACCCUGCAGCAUCACCCUUGCUUCCUGUUUCUCUCCUGGGACCUAAGCAUGAACUGGAACUGCCCCACCUUACUUCCGCACUCCACCCUGUCCAUCCAGACAUCAAACUUCAGAAAUUACCUUUUUACGACUUACUGGAUGAACUGAUAAAACCUACCAGUCUAGCAUCAGAUAAUAGCCAGCGCUUUCGAGAAACCUGUUUUGCUUUUGCGUUGACACCGCAACAGGUGCAGCAAAUCAGCAGUUCAAUGGACAUUUCUGGGACCAAAUGUGACUUCACAGUACAGGUCCAGUUAAGGUUUUGUUUAUCAGAAACCAGUUGUCCACAAGAGGAUCACUUCCCACCCAAUCUGUGUGUGAAAGUAAAUGGGAAACCAUGUAGCCUCCCUGGCUAUCUUCCACCAACCAAAAACGGUGUUGAACCAAAGCGACCUAGCCGACCAAUCAACAUUACCUCACUUGUCAGAUUGUCUACGACGGUACCAAAUACAAUCAUUGUUUCGUGGACUGCAGAAAUUGGAAGAAAUUACUCCAUGGCAGUCUAUCUCGUAAAACAGCUGUCCUCUUCCGUUUUGCUACAGAGGUUAAAAGCGAAAGGAAUAAGGAAUCCUGAUCAUUCUAGAGCUCUGAUUAAAGAGAAGCUGACUGCAGACCCAGACAGUGAAAUAGCAACAACAAGCUUACGAGUUUCUCUUCUUUGUCCGCUUGGCAAAAUGCGGCUAACUAGCCCAUGUAGGGCCCUGACUUGUUCGCACCUACAGUGUUUUGAUGCCACUCUCUACAUUCAAAUGAAUGAGAAGAAACCUACUUGGGUUUGCCCUGUUUGUGACAAGAAGGCUCCCUAUGAGCACCUCAUCAUUGAUGGGUUGUUUAUGGAAAUCUUGAAGUACUGCACAGACUGUGACGAGAUUCAGUUUAAAGAGGAUGGGUCAUGGGCUCCUAUGAGAUCAAAAAAGGAGGUGCAAGAAGUUACUGCAUCUUAUAACGGAGUUGAUGGAUGUAUAAGUUCUUCCUUGGAUCAUCAGGUAUCUUCUCACCAGCAGUCGAAUAAGAAUAAGAAAGUUGAAGUGAUCGAUCUAACCAUCGAUAGCUCCUCAGAUGAAGAGGAGGAGGAACCGCCUGCGAAGAGGAGUUGUCCUUCCAUCUCUCCUGCCUCACCCCUAAAUAAUAAGGGCAUUUUGAAUUUACCCCACCAAGCAUCUCCUGUUUCAAGAACCCCAAGCCUUCCUGCUGUCGAUACAAGCUACAUUAAUACAUCACUUCUACAAGACUACAGGCAUCCAUUCCACAUGACACCUAUGCCUUAUGACUUGCAAGGAUUAGAUUUCUUCCCCUUCUUAUCAGGAGACAAUCAGCAUUACAACACCUCCCUUCUUGCUGCUGCAGCUGCAGCAGUUUCUGCAUCGGAUGAUCAAGAGCUUUUACACUCUCGUUUUUUCCCAUAUACUUCAUCUCAGAUGUUCCUUGAUCAAUUAAAUGCAGGAGGAAGCAGUACACCUCCAGCCACGAAUGGCAGCAAUAGUGGCAGUAACAGCAGUCUUGUUUCCUCCAACAGCCUGCGAGAGAAUCAUGGCCACCCGGUUGCAAAUAGAGGCGGCGUGGACACAGCAUCAAUCUUUGGCAUCAUACCGGACAUUAUUUCAUUGGACUGACUUUUGGACUAAAUGGACCUGUCAGAAAGAGGAGAUCUGUGUGCUUGGUUUUACCUUAUUCUGUUUAGAAACAUAGACAAGACUUUUUUUUUUCCUUUUUUAGGAAAAAAAAAAUUGACAUGUACAGAGAACAAAACUAUAUUUUCAGUUUUACUUUUGUAUAUAAACCUAAGCUGGCCUGACUGGUAAAACGAUGACAAAAAAAUACAAAAAAAAAAAAAAAUACAAAAAAAAAAAAAUCCCUUCAGUUUACUUUUCUGGAUUUUACACCUGCACAUUUAUCCUGUGAGUUACUCCUUUAGUUUGGACACACGUGGCAUUAUUUUCUCCACAGUUAAGUAAGCAGUAAAAGAAUUAAGUAUUUGACAUUUUAAUUUAUAGGAAGUUUUAAAAAAAAAAUGCCAUUUACAUGAGGUGGUGGAUUCAGAUAUCCCUCAGAUUUUAUUAGGUUUUAUCAGCAUACGCCCUGCCUAGACUGUUCCACAACAUUCCCUGCAUGGGCAGGACAUCACUCCUGGGAGUGUGGUGGGGUUUUUAAAAAAAAAAAAUGUCAUUUCUGGCUCUACAAGCCUUUGUAGCCAGUUGGUCUGUGGAGAUCCAUGUGCCUCCUAACACGCUGGAUUCUCAUCUAGUGGGCCAGUUACUAAGCUUGAUAAAAACUGGGGCUGAAUCAUUACUUUGAGCCUUGCAUGGUCUUCCAUAAGACAGUGUUUUAUAGAAUUGAACCUCUAAUAAAAGCUUUGAUACCUACUCUGCAAAUUUUUAUUUCUGUUAAGUAUGUAAGGCUUCAGGCCACUCAGUACUUAAGCGUGUGUCAGAUUUUAAAUUGUGAAAUUUCUCAUGCGUUUCAAAAUUUGCCAUGCACUGAAGUAGCCUGCUAAAUUGGGGCUUACACUUGUUCCGUAGGGAAUACCUGCUUUUUUGGCCGCAGCAGAUCGAAUUUCUGCUAAAAAUAAACCUGCCAAGCAGAAGGAAGGAAAUAUGAUUUAAAUGCACUAUUGCAUGGUUUGUGCAGCAGCUGACAGCGGUCAUGGUACAUCAUCAUCUUCUGGCUUUACAUGUAUAAAGGUUAACUUAAUGUUGAUUGUUAAACAUAUGAACCCUUUUCCACGCAAAUCUUAGCCCACUGAACUGUACUGGAAUGUCUGUGUGCAGAAAUCUGCUAGGGUAAGUGGUUACAAUUAUUUUUCUUUUUUUCUUUUUAGCCUCCUGGUUAUUUUGAGUGAUUCCUGGGUUUUCUUUUUUUAUUUGUUCAUUUUGUUUUGGAGGGUGCCCCCCCCAUGCUUAUAUUGAACUGUGAGCCAUACUUGUUCCCUGAUUUUUCCACCCCCUCCCACCACCACUUUUUUUUUUUAAAGAUGUGCAUGACAUAGGAAACUCUUUUUUAGAACUUCUGGAUCAUUUGGACUGAUCCAUUCUUGUUAAACAGUGAAACGUGUAAAUAGAGGGAAAGCAGUUUUUCAGGAGAUUCUUUAAAAAGAGAGGGCGGGGAGGGAGGGAGGUUAUUCUAUUGUGCCCAAAGUCUUCAUUAGAGAGCAUUACUAUGUUCUCUGGUGUGAAAAAAAUAUUUUUUUAGCUAGUUGAAAGUGCAGGUAACAAGCUUAUCAGGAAAGAUAGGAAGGAAUACUAAAAUUAGCAGAUUCCUAUCUGAAUUUUUAUGUCCAGAACUGUUGAUGUCAGCUGGUUGCUUUGAACUUUGACAAAGGCCACCUUUUGCAUAUGAAGUUGUCUCUUUAAAGCCUUGCAUUGAUAAAAAAAAAAAAAAAAAA